Triticum urartu is the source of this 2673-nucleotide messenger RNA. RefSeq names its product squamosa promoter-binding-like protein 2. NCBI's taxonomy places the organism in Eukaryota, Viridiplantae, Streptophyta, Magnoliopsida, Poales, Poaceae. Gene Ontology annotation, cellular component: nucleus. The record is from RefSeq and is a predicted model, not a curated record. Gene Ontology annotation, molecular function: DNA binding.
CACCCCUCCCUACCUCCCUCACAUGUCCGUCCUCCGAACCCAACCCAAGUGAAGUGCACCUCUCCUCCUUGGCGGUGGUGAAAGGAAGAAAGCCCCCGUCCGGUCCAUCGAUCCCCUAGAAAAGAGCAAACCGAGCCCCGAACAGGCAAAAGAAACGCCACGCUAGGGGCGCGGAGCGGCCAGCGCCGAGCACCAAACGGAAAGGAAGGAAUCCUUUCCUCCUCGUCCUCCUCCUCUCUCUUUCUUCCUUCCAUUCGCACCCACUCUCUCUCUCUGCCCUCGCCACCAACUCCGCUUCUUCCCUACCACGCUGACGCAGCAGCCAGCAGCGCCGGUUUCCUUCCUCCCUCCGUCCCGUCCUCGCUCGCUCUCUUUCUCUGCAUCGCAGGCGUACCGAAAAUAACUCUGGUACUCUGGUGGCGGAGUGGUAAAACCUAAAGCGGGCGAGCGAGUGAACAGUGGAGGCAGCGGCAGCGGCAGGGGUGGAGGUGAGGUGGUUCCCUCUCCGCCCGCCCGUCUCGGCAAUUAUUGCCACCUUUGGAGUUUGGAGUCCUCCAAUAGGAGUCUCCUCCUGUGUUGUCUGCAACCACUGUCCUCCCCCUUCCCUCCCCCCUCAUCGCCCUCUCUCUCCGCCCAUCUCCAACUCUCUCUCAUCGGGGUUGGUGCUGCCGCUGAGGCUAGCUCUCCUCUUCUUCACUCACUCUCCACUGUUCUCUUCCUUGUCCGCCCGCCCAUCCGUCCUCCGUCCUCGCUUUAAAGCUCAGACCGCCCCGGCAAGCAAGCUAGCAGUAGCACUAGACCAGUAGCUCCUCUCCUCUCCCUGGUGGUGGUGGUGGUGGUGGGUGGUCUGGCUCCGCCAUACUUAAUUGCAUGCUCCUGCUUUGAUCUCUCCGUCCGUCCCGCGAGCCGCAUCGAUCCGUCGAUCUCACUUUUCUCUCCCGUCCUCCCAAGCUCUUGCUUCCAAUCAACUCCUCUUGCUGGUGCGGUGCUUACUGUACUCUCUCCCUCUUCCUCUUCCUAGGCGAGGACCGAGGAGAGGGGUGGGCGGUUCUUGUCUGCGUACGGCCCAGAAAGCCUUUUUAAGCCCCGCCAUUUCUUGAUCGUCGCCGGCACAAGCAAGCUCCCCGGGCCGGGCCGUGCAGGCGAGGAAUUCUCUGAACACAGAGAUACGUACUUGCGUGCGUGCGUACGUGUGUAUUUGGCAUGGAUUCUUGGGAGCACAAGAUGCCUUCGUGGGACCUCGGCACGGUGGUCGCGCCGAGCGGCGGCGGGGGAGGAGGAGGCGGCGGCGCGCUGGACCUGAAGCUCGGCGCGCCGACGAGCUGGAGGCCGGUCCCGGCGGCGGCGGUGGCAUCGGUGCAGCAGCAGCAGCAGCCGCCGCCGCCUUCCGCGGCGCCGGCGCCGGCGAAGCGGGCCAGGGCGGGGCAGGGGCAGCAGACGGUGCCGCCGUGCUCCGUGGAGGGGUGCACGGCCGACCUGUCCCGGUGCCGCGAGUACCACCGCCGGCACAAGGUCUGCGAGGCGCACUCCAAGACGCCCGUCGUCGCCGUCGCCGGCCAGCAGCAGCGCUUCUGCCAGCAGUGCAGCAGGUUCCAUUUGCUCGGGGAGUUCGACGAGGUGAAGAGGAGCUGCAGGAAGCGGCUCGACGGCCACAACCGCCGCCGCCGGAAGCCGCAGCCGGAUCCCCUCAACCCUGCCGGCUUGUUCGCUAAUCACCACGGAGUGACUAGAUUUGCGUCGUACCCGCAAAUCUUCUCCCCGACGUCCAUGGCGGAGCCCAAGUGGCCCGGCGGCAUCGCCGUGAAGACGGAGGCCGACGCGUUCCACGAGCAGUACUACUCCUUCAGCGGCGCCGCCUCCCUCUUCCACCACGGCAAGCCGGAGAGGAAGCACUUCCCCUUCCUGACCGACGGCGGCGGCGAGGCCGCGUUCGGCUGCCAGCCGCCGGCCUUCACCAUCACCCCUUCCUCGGAGAGCAGCAGCAACAGCAGCCGGCACAGCAACGGCAAGACCACCAUGUUCGCCCACGACGGGGGCCCGGACCACAACUGUGCUCUCUCUCUUCUGUCAGACAGCCCGGCGCCGGCGCACAUCAUGGUCCCCGCGGAGGCGCAUCAUCUCGGCGGCGGCGGCGUGACGAUACAGUACGGCGGUGGAGGCGGCGGCAAGGUGGCGCGGCUGUCCAGCAACGGCGACGUCUCGCUCACCGGGCUGUCUUACGUGAGCCUGGGAGACAAGGGCGCGGCCAUGUUGCACGCGUCUAACAGAUCACAGCACGCCGCUGCUACCGCUACCACUGCCGUCACUACCAGCACAGCGGCGGCUCCGGCUGCAUCCCAGCUCCAGCAGCAGUACCAUGGAUACUACCACCACCAACACCAAGUGAGCGCCGAUCAGGGGAACCACCCGGACGCAGGUGGGAUGCACGCCCUACCCUUCUCGUCAUGGUAGUCGUCUCAUCAGUCAGACUCAGAUCCUAGGCAGUUGGUGUUGGUUAUCAAUCAUCAAAUAUGUCCAAUGAUAGUGUUAGCCCUGAUGAUCCGCAUGAAAUCACCCAAGAUAUGUCCAUUUUGCAACUUCUCUUGAUACUCCUAACUUAUGGAAAUUCCCCCUGCUUAUGAUUCAGAAUUGGACUACGACGAUUCUAUUUUGUUGUAUCGGUUGGUUUGUUCA